UAAAAGGGGAUAAAGAACAGCAGUUGAAAUAGGGAAGCAAAAGGAGCUGCCGUAUCGCCAUUAUCUUCUUCAACCGAACCCCACGAGCAUCAAGAGUUCUUCUCUCCCCAAAAAGGUGGAAUGGCGAAGAGCUACUUCAAGCAGGAGCAUGAUCUCGAGAAGAGACGGGCGGAGGCUGCGAGGAUCAGGGAGAAGUACCCGGAUAGGAUUCCUGUGAUUGUGGAGAAAGCUGAGAGAAGUGAUAUCCCAAACAUCGACAAGAAAAAGUACCUUGUCCCUGCAGACCUUACAGUCGGACAAUUUGUAUAUGUCAUUCGCAAAAGGAUCAAACUCAGUGCAGAAAAGGCCAUUUUUAUUUUUGUGGACAAUGUUCUCCCACCAACAGGGGCAAUCAUGUCUGCAAUAUAUGAAGAGAAAAAGGAUGAAGACGGGUUCCUUUAUGUCACUUACAGCGGAGAGAACACAUUCGGGUGCUAGGAACAUUCCCCUGAUAAAUCACUUCUCGUGGGUUCUCAAAGCUUCUUGCUCACUGAACUUUGCGCUCCCCUAGUAUUUCUAUUUCACGUGUUUAUUUAUGUUCUCGAAUCAUGAUAUGUCUAUGGAGACUCGGAUGAUCAUAUUAUGUACAGUUUGUAUAUAAUCUCCAAGAACAAGUUUAAUGCAAAGUAUUCCUCUUGUCAUCACA
Punica granatum (pomegranate) is the source of this 685-nucleotide messenger RNA. The record is from RefSeq and is a predicted model, not a curated record. NCBI's taxonomy places the organism in Eukaryota, Viridiplantae, Streptophyta, Magnoliopsida, Myrtales, Lythraceae.